AAUUAAUCUAUAAGUAAAAUGAAAUAAUUCGCCAUUUAAAAAUCAUUAAUUAUAUUAACCAUUUUAUUGAUCAACAUUUAUUAAAUAUAAUGCGUUUAAUAAGAAUAAAGUAAGUGGGCUGUUUGCGUAAUAAAUAUUAUUUGUUAUUUUAAUAUAUAAAUAUAAAAUACUAUUUUUUGAAAAUAAUCGUAUAAAGAAUUCUUUAAGCUUACCAAACAAUUAAUCAUAAUGUGUAAUGCUUAUUUUUUAUACUUAUUUAAGAUUAACUUUAUUUUUAGAAAGU
Messenger RNA from Ichthyophthirius multifiliis, 283 nucleotides. RefSeq lists its product as hypothetical. NCBI's taxonomy places the organism in Eukaryota, Ciliophora, Oligohymenophorea, Hymenostomatida. The record is from RefSeq and is a predicted model, not a curated record. The transcript is spliced from 4 exons.